Messenger RNA from Sebastes umbrosus (honeycomb rockfish), 1729 nucleotides. It is a transcript of the gene vstm2lb, whose product is annotated as V-set and transmembrane domain containing 2 like. The transcript has 4 exons. The record is from RefSeq and is a predicted model, not a curated record. The coding region runs from base 188 to 838 and encodes 216 amino acids. Lineage: Eukaryota; Metazoa; Chordata; Actinopteri; Perciformes; Sebastidae.
CAUCUCCUCCUGCAGAGCCGAGCUGAGCAGCAGCAUCAGCAGCAGCAGCAGCAGCUCGGAGCUUUCUGUGUGUGAGAGAGAGGAGGUGAGAGGGCUGCUCAGAGCCGCCGGGGAUCUGUUACCGAUGCUCUUCACCUAAUGUGACACAUUUCAUACUUUCAACUGCUUGAAACACCCGGCUGAAGCAAUGGGAGCGUUUGGAGUGGUAACAAGGAUUUUACAGUACGUGGGACUUUAUAUUCAACUUAACGCAGCUCUCAACGCUGGACACGGAGAGGUGGAGAAUCACAUCUCUGGGAAUGCUCUCUUUACAGAGGUGCCACACGACAUCACGACGCAGAGCGGCAAGGAUGUAGAGAUGGCUUGUUCCUUCCGCGGGGCGGGCUCUCCCUCCUACUCCCUGGAGAUCCAGUGGUGGUACAUGAAGGACCACAGAGACUGGCAAGAAGAGUCUGCACAGAUCACUAAUAAUGUUGUCGUACCCCUGGAGGAAACUUCCAAAGACGCCACCAAAAUUAGUGUGGUAAAAGUGGCCGGCAGCAACAUCUCCCACAAACUCCGUCUCUCCAGCGUCAAGCCGUCAGACGAGGGCACGUACGAGUGUCGCGUCAUUGACUUCAGCGGCGCCGUGGCGCAGCAAUACCGCGUCCGCGCCUACCUCCAGGUGGAGCCUGAGAGGAGUCAGAGGUCGGACGACGCAAAGCGGCAGGAGGCGGGGCAGCGGUCCCACCAACACCCCCACACUAACCCCCACCCCCACCACCAGACAGAGGGCAGGGAGCUGAAGAGGAGAUCAGCUGGCAGCACCACUGACUGUAAUGAGAGCUGUGUGCUUUAGAGUGGGCAGUCUGCCCGUCUGUCUGCAUGUUAAGAGGGACUGUCAUCAACACACACGCGUCACCACGGAGACGUAUAACUGGACCCUUUGUGUUUCACCGUUUGUUUGUCUACCUUUAAUAUUGCUGUUUGGAUGCCAAUGCCGUUGAAUGCCAAGAAAGGGCACGCUUUUGUUGCUUUUUGUUGUUGUUUUUAUUGCUUUGUUAUUUGUCUCUGCUUUUUCCUAUUGCAUUUAUGUUCAUGUGACAGUAAGGCUACAAUCACAGAGCACUUUUAUUGUGUUAUUUCGUCUGUGCAGGAACUUCUCCUCACAGAGUUACAUAGCGGUGGAGAGUCAGAAUUAUCAUGGAAAUUAUAAAUAAUAGAUAGGUAAUAGACACAGAAAGGACCAUUUCCUUUGCAAUGUGCCAGUUUUACUGUCUUUUGCCAAAAUGUGUGCCAAAAGCUGCGGUAUUUCAAUGUAAAUGCUUUCUAAGGAUAAAUAAUAGAUUAAGCUUUUUUCAUUUAUCUGAUAACUUUGACACUGCUUUGAUUUAAUUUAUGUUUAAACACUGUAUUUAGCUUUCUAAACCAGAAUGUUUGUCAAAAUAAUAAAAAUGUAUCCUUUCAUCACAUCAAGAUAGUAUAUAAAUUCUUAUGUAUAUUCACACUUGACACUGUAGACUUUUACUCUUAUCAUUAAAUUAAAGUUUACCCUGUGCUUCUUAACCAAACGACUCAAGAAACACAACUUAGUAUGUUCAUCGCUCCAAUAGUUUUUCAUCAUUUUCUCAACCACAAUAUAACUUUUUUCAUGGAGUUUGUUCUCUGAAUCAAAUUCUCCUCUUGACUGUGUUUGUUCUAAGUGCUGCUGUUUGGUAUCUGUUCUGUUAAAUACAUUCAUUUGAAAUGA